Messenger RNA from Stegostoma tigrinum, 6166 nucleotides. RefSeq names its product regulator of chromosome condensation 2 (gene rcc2). Lineage: Eukaryota; Metazoa; Chordata; Chondrichthyes; Orectolobiformes; Stegostomatidae. The transcript has 12 exons. The record is from RefSeq and is a predicted model, not a curated record. The coding region runs from base 462 to 1907 and encodes 481 amino acids.
GAGGAAGAGAGGGGAAAGAAUAAAAAGCAACGCAGUUUGUAGCAUGGUUUGGAGAAGGAAGGGGAAGGCGGAAGUUUGAUGCUUUAAUUAUUUAGACUAUAUAUAAAUAUAUAUAUAGAUAAAAGAGGCAGACAGAUGUGAGGCGGGUCCACGUGGUUUGUUUCAGACACAGAUCUAUUGUUCAGAUCAAUAAAAAGGCAGAGUCGGGGGGGGGGGGAAGAGAAAGGGGAAAGAAAGGAGACAAACCUAAAGGGUUUAAAACCCGGUAGGAGGAGGGGAAAAAAGCAGAUACGACUGAGUGACUUUCCAUCAAGUUGAGCGGAUAUUUAAUUACUUGGAGCGGCGGAUUAAAGGAAAGGAAUUAAUUUGGCGAUCUUCCUACUUUUCUAAAAAAAAUUGGGGAUUUUCUUUCUUCCUACCCCCCCCCCCCCAACCACAACCUCCUCGUUGCCUUGGACAAGAUGCCUCGCAAGAAGGUGGACAAAAAGAAAACGAAAGGUGGAAGGAAAAGGGAACGAGACUUCAGCGAUGAAGAGGAGCUGGAGCUGGAGCAUCCCGGCAAGAAGAUGGGCAAACCCGUUCUUCAGACCGUCAAUGAGCCAGAGGAGACCAAGGAAAAAAUAAAACUAGAAGGAUCCAAGUGCAAAGGUCAGCUUCUCAUCUGUGGUGCCACAAACUGGGACUUGAUUGGUCGUAAAGAAGUUCCUAAGCAACAAGCUGCAUACCGCAACCUAGGGCAGAAUCUGUGGGGUCCAAAUCGUUACGGGUGUCUCUCAGGAAUACGAGUGCGGACAGUGUCAUCGGGAUCUUGUGCUGCUCAUAACCUCAUCAUUACAACGGAGGGGAAGAUCUGGAGCUGGGGUCGUGGGGAGAAAGGGCAACUUGGACAUGGUGACACAAAACGAGGGGAGGUCCCCAAGCUCAUUGAAGCCCUCAAAGACCAGACAAUAGUUGCAGGAGCUUGUGGACGUAAUCAUAGCCUCUGUUUAACAGAAAAUGGAACCGUUUAUGCAUUUGGUGAGAAUAAAAUGGGGCAGCUUGGUCUCGGAAACCAGACUGAAGCGGAACCCUGCCCUUCACAGAUAAUGUACAAUGGCCAGCCGAUUGUAAAAAUUGCCUGUGGUGCAGAAUUCAGUAUGAUUGCUGACUGCAAAGGGAACCUGUACUCUUUUGGCCAUCCAGAGUACGGGCAGCUUGGACACAACUCUGAUGGGAAGUUCAUUGCCCGAGCCCAGAGAAUUGAAUUUGAUUGUGAAGUGGUGCCGCGGCGUGUAGCAAUCUUCCUGGAGAAGACGAAAGAUGGUCAGAUCUUACCUGUGCCAAAUGUUGUUGUCCGUGAAGUGGCCUGUGGAGCGAAUCACACGAUUGCUCUUGAUUCGCAGAAGAGGGUGUUUACCUGGGGAUUUGGAGGAUAUGGUCGCCUAGGACACUCUGAACAGAAAGAUGAAAUGGUUCCACGCCUUGUUAAGCUGUUUGAUUUCCCUGGUCGAGGUGCUGUACAGAUCUGUGCGGGGAACACCUGCUCGUUUGCAGUGAAUGAAAUGGGUGGCUUGUUUUUCUGGGGUGCUACUAACACUUCCCGUGACUCUACGAUGUAUCCCAAAGUGGUGCAGGACCUGUGUGGGUGGAAGGUUCGAAGCCUGUCCAGCGGGAAAAGCAGCAUAAUUGUGGCAGCUGAUGAGAGCACAAUCAGCUGGGGACCUUCACCUACCUUUGGAGAAUUGGGAUAUGGAGACAACAAACCUAAAUCCUCCACCACUGCACAGGAGAUAAAGACCUUGGAUGGAGUUUAUAUUGAGCAGGUUUCUAUGGGCCAUGCUCAUUCGUUGAUGAUAGCAAGAGAUGAAAGUGAUGCAGAGAAAGAGAGGAUUAAGAAGUUGCCCGAAUAUAACCCACGGAUUAUCUGAUGCUGUGUAGCCUGAGCAACCAUACAUGAAAGCUUCACUUGAACAAAGGCAGCUGAAGUUUAACAGUGCACUGGUCAACAAGAUUCAAAAAAAAAAUUCCACACUGAACAGGGAGCCAGGCAAUGGACAACAUCUUAUAAAGAACUUUUCCAAUUCAUUACAAAAAAAUGUUAGUGGUACUUUCACGAUCGCGAUUACAUAUGCAGCUCGUAGUAGUGUUUCCAAAGCAAUUGAGUUAAACAAUGCACGCGGAUAGUUAAUUUUAGUUGUGUUGUAUGGCCAUUGUGUUACCAUUGCUUCAGUAAUGGCCAUUUCUUACUAAUGUGUUGGGGCUUUCUGUAUUUUCUUUUUAAGCCCAGAUUUGGCUGUUUUAAUUGGUCACCAAGAGCGGUGUAAACAAGCUGGAUUGCUGGGAAUCAUGGUCUUCAAAUGGCUACAUUUAAACCAUCACUCCGGUACAAUUAUUUCUAAUUUUAGUUCUGAUCUGGCCAGAUGAUAUGGUCAAUGGCAUAUGUGUAAAUUGUGAAAUUAAUAGACUUCCUCUGUGUGUUUCGGAAGUGUGCACAGAUUUUUUUCCAUCUGGUUCUGCUCACCAUCAAGUCCUGAAGUGUCACUCAGCUUUUGUGAAGACCAAACGUUCCAGUAGUACAGGACAGGACAGGACAGGACAGGACCUGAGUAGAUUGGACUUCAACACUGCCUGAUGUUUCAGAGAAGCAAUGUUCCAGUAGAAAGCGAUCUUUUUGAAAAACACAUGCUCCCCUUUUUGGUGCAAUCACAUAUCUCCAGCUUUAUUUUGAGAGGUCUGUUGAAAGAUGUUCGUGUUAUUUGGUUUUUGACCUCUUUAGAUCCCACGAAGAAUUCAGGUCCUUUGCGAUUGUGGGUCAUGUUAGAUUGUUGUUGACAGCAGGAGAGUAGCUGUCAGCAGUACCCCAUCAAUGAAAGUGCCUUAUGAUGUCCCACUCUGGCCAAUUCAUUCCCAAUAAUUUAUUAAAAUUUGUUUUAAUGAUUUCUUCUGCACAGGCCUAAUGGCAGUCACAUUUCCAUUUGCUACUCAUGGUCUGUAUUAAGCUAUGUGUUUGGUUACAGUUUUACACUUCUGAUAAGCUAAUGGAACUAUUAUUUGCCCUUUCUCACUCCUGCCCAGUCCUGUCCACUUUUGGAUUUUUUUAAAAAAUAAAAAUGAUCUUUUGUGCACUAACUUUAUCAGCCCAAAUUCUAACCAUUUGGGAUAUUUCUUUUGCUUAGAUUUUUAAAAGUCAAGAGAGGUGCUUUUGAGAGUUUUCAGUGUGGCGUGGUCAUUUAUGAAUGCAAGGCUUAUGGUAGUCCUUUGCUGCCUUUCCUAUAACGGGAACAAUGAAAUUGGCAUUACAAUUCUGAGAACUGAGACCGAAAGGAACUCUGAGCAAUGAAUCUGCAAUAGUGAAGGGGAGGUGGGACCUCAGUUACCAGUGGCUUGUUGACUGUUCAUUAUUUGACUAACCAUUUUGCUCUUCUAAAGAUCAGGGUAAGUUUUUAUUUCAGGUAUUUUACUAGGAGCAUAAGGCACAGCAGGAUUAGGUCCAGAACAGUUUACUAGACCAAGUAGUCUUUGAGCAUUUGGAAAUUUCAUUGGUAUUUUGUGUGAUAACCCUGUUUUGAUUCUUCCAGUAAUAUUAGUGGGGUGUUCACGUUAGAUACUUUACAUAUUAACACCUGCAUACUGCACCUUCAUUGCAUUAUAUCCUAAAUUCUAAUAUCCUUUUUGGUCAGAUUUUCCAUCUGUUAAGUUCUGAUACAUAGCAGAUUUUCCAUUACUUCUAUUAUUAUAAAUUUGGAACCCAUAUCCAAAAUGUGUUCAUUCCAAGCUAUUAGUAAUCAGUUGUAGUCUUUUUAUCCUCCACCUGCAACACUUCCAUUGCUUCUUUGUGAUCUGACUGACCAUAAUGUGUGCGGUAUUGACAAUUCCUCAUUGGUGUCAAACAUGCUUAUGCUACAGCGUGAACAUUUGUAACUCAUUCCAGUGGUGUGGCUUCUGCCAUUCAGAAAGCCACGUUCCUGACUCUGGGUGCAUGACUGUGACCCUGUGAUUACAAAUCCAGUUUUGGCAGCCAUUUAAAAAUAAAAAAGGACCUAAGUUACCCUUUAAAUUUUUUUUUGGGAUGAGAGGAACUGGAAAAAUGCAGAUUACUCUAAAAUAUUUCUCUCUUCUUGUCUUAGCUGCCUUGUUGAAUCAAAAUUGUAGUUGCCCUAUUUUUCACCUCUUAUUCCUUCAAAUUCUUUGUCUGUCUAGAUACAUUUCAAAUGAACUGAAUUUUAAGAGUUUGGAUGCCUUGGAACAAUGUGCUGGAAGGACCCUUAUGAUUUGGCUCCCGUAAUCAGUCUAAGCAGAACUACUGGUGAGGUGAAAGAUGCUGACAUGAGUAAACCAAUAAAUUUAACCAUUUUAACAAUCGAGUCAUGGUAUUAAAUACUGCAGUUUUGUGGGGCAUAGAACUUUAGAAUAAGCUGAUGGUGCAUCCUCUUCCACAAGAUGAAAUUGCAUUGGCAUCUUGGUGCUGAACGAGUUGAGAAAUGGCUGGUUGCAUUUUGUCUGACAAAUUGCACAUUCUUUUAAAGAAGCUAGUAGUGAUUGGCAGACUGCAAUUCAUACUGAAUUUUGUAUUCCAGUUAAAUUUGCAGCUAUACACUGGUGGUUAUGAAUUUACAACCCUGAAGUUUCCAGACUUUGGUCUGUGCUGGAGUGCAGGAAUAAAUUCAGUUCUGUAAAAUGUUAGAUAAACAUGCCUCCCUUUCUUUGGUUUUAAUUUUUAAAUUAACUUUUCCCCCACUCUGAUUUGCCAGCCAAACUGCCUACUUUCCAUUCUGUAAUUGGCAGUGCUGUGGUGUAAUUAUCAACAGCUACAAUAGCUAGGUUUUGCUUGUAUCUUCCUAAUGUUUGCUUCUCUUUUUUUUGAGAUCCUGGUAAGUUCCUUGCCUGAAAACAACAGUAUCAGUGUACUGAGAUGUGUGUGCAAUUUCUAUUUUGAACCUUUUUUAAAAAUCUGCUACACAGUGACCCUGUGUGGCACUACAGUUACAUUUGGUGUCUUCCUGCAGCAACUGUUGCUUAAGUGUCAAGUUAGCCCAUGUUCUGCCCCCCACCCCUUUUUUCCCCUCUUUUUUCCUUCUGGUUUCAAAGGUGCAGGCUUUAUGGAAUUGGGUAUAAAUGUACCACAGAAUUUUUUCAGGUGCAAGUUGCACUUAUGGUAUCUUGCAUCAGUAGCUGUGAGUAUGCACUCUUUUCUGUAAGUAUUGCAUGGAAUUCAACCAGACUGUCUUGAAAAUAAAGUAACUUGGAUAACUUUGGACUUGUUGACAUCUUUCAAUGCUCGUGAAUUUGUGUACAAAAUAAAUAACACAGUGAAACCGAGCAUUAGAUGGUGUUCUUCUGUGGGAAUUUUUUAUUUAUUUAAAUAAUUUUUCUCCAUAGUAAAAGGACGGCUAUUGAUAUAUGGCCUGUGACCACCAACAAAUGACACCGUGAGUUUCACAUGCCUGUGCAGAUUACCUUUGGUUUCCAGCUCCAGAUGUCUGGAAUUUACUAAGCCUGCCAAUUUUAAUUUUCACAAUCUGAAUGGGGAGUCAAACUGGACUUCCCCUUUUUAAAGCAUCAGUUUUCUUUUUGUUAAUUACAUAUGUCCAAAUUUAGAAACACAUAUACUCUAAAGUAGAAAGUGGUUCACCUUGCGAAAAAGAACCUUGCUCCUUUAAAAUGGUUUGAUUUUUGGAAAGCUGUGAAGCUGUUGUAGUACAAACUUUUUUGUUUGUGUUUCUGUGGGUGUUUUAUCCACACCCAGAAAUCCCUCUUGGAGGAGAAUUGGGAAGGAUGGGAGAAUGAAGAGGGAAAUUUCCUGUUUCUUGGCUCAUUUACCCCAAAGGAGAGAAAAUCUUAAAUGUUCAUUGUAGCUGUGGUGCUGGGUGAAGUAAUUCCACUAUGUACAAAUGCCAUCCAAUUGUACUAUUCAUGGCUUCCCUGGUAACGCAAAACUAAUAAUGGAAUUGAAUAUUUGCAAUUUUCAACACUUCCCAAAUGGAAGUGCGUUGUCGGCUUGUUUAGUAAGUUGUGUUGGGAGGGAGCAUGUCUUUUCAUGCUGUUAUUAAUGACUAGUUUCUUGGCAUCAUUAGAUUUAGUUAGUAAUUUGUAGCCAAUUAGCUGCCUGUUCAGUGCUGUAAACUUUUUUCUUUUUUUUACUUUUGUAUUUCUUGCAAUAAAUUGAAUAAAUUUUACCUUUCAUUUC